This is a messenger RNA of Manduca sexta (tobacco hornworm), 3065 nucleotides long. RefSeq names its product protein embryonic gonad-like. NCBI's taxonomy places the organism in Eukaryota, Metazoa, Arthropoda, Insecta, Lepidoptera, Sphingidae. The transcript is spliced from 3 exons. The coding region runs from base 287 to 1273 and encodes 328 amino acids. The record is from RefSeq and is a predicted model, not a curated record. Gene Ontology annotation, biological process: regulation of DNA-templated transcription. Gene Ontology annotation, molecular function: zinc ion binding; DNA-binding transcription factor activity; sequence-specific DNA binding.
ACCACAUCCGAGUGAGGCUCGGGGACUGUUUAAAAAACGAAACGCGCGAUUCGCGUUGCGCGUACGCACGGGCGCGCGCGCUCUGCUUUUCAAAUUUCGAAUUUCGCUCCGUUUUUAAAAUUCGCGUUCGCGAAUUUUUUUGACAUGUCCAAUUAGACAUAGAUAGUGUUAAUUGUAGUGUACAAUACUGUGAUGUGUGCGAUGACAUACGGAAUUCUAAGUUGAGUGGGAAACUGUUAUAUAUUAAUUUAAGGACAUCUCGUGUACAUUUGAAGACAACAUCAACAUGAACCAACAAUGCAAAGUCUGCGGGGAGCCGGCGGCAGGCUUCCACUUCGGCGCCUUUACUUGCGAGGGUUGCAAGUCGUUCUUCGGCCGAACGUACAAUAAUCUAUCGUCGAUAUCGGAGUGCAAGAAUAACGGGGAAUGCGUGAUCAACAAGAAGAACAGGACGGCGUGCAAGGCCUGCAGGUUACGGAAGUGUCUACUGGUCGGCAUGUCCAAGUCUGGUUCGAGAUAUGGUAGGAGAUCUAACUGGUUCAAGAUCCACUGCCUUCUACAAGAGCAGCAGCAACAGCACAUACAGCAAUUCCAGAAUAGCAAGUCGCCACCCACUUUCAAUCCGUCAUUAAAUCCAUCGUUUCUUCCCACGAACUUACUGCCUGCCGCAGCUCUAGCAGAGUAUUACAAACAUUCAGAGAAGAGCCCAUUUACUGAAGACAUUACUCGGCAAAGUGUCUCACCGUCAGAUUCUGGGGCAUCUUCUGCAGACCCUGAAGAUGACAACAGUUCGAGGAGUACGAGCGGUCAGAGCAUUUUUAGACCUACAUCAUCACCUUCAAGCGAUAAGGAUGUGAGGUUACAGGCUAUUAGGAAUCAAACAAAGGAUGUCAGAAAGCGGAAACCGCCGACAUUGCCUCCCUCUCCUUUUGGAAUAGCAACAGCUUCACCAAGUUUCUCACCUAGACCAUUCUUACCAGCGAUGCAGCGGGCCAUUCCUCCUGCGAUCACGACAUGGCCUAAUCGGAAUGGUGGAGACUUGCUGCUGCAUUCUCCAGCAGUCGCAGGAGUGGCGGUAGACCAAGAUCAACCGAUAGACCUAUCGAUAAAAUCAACUGCCGUAUUAUUUAGAAGCCCGAAGAAUGACGAAGUCAGCGACUCUGAACCCGAAUUGAGUAUUGAUCUUAGUGAAGAAAAUAAAGAUAUAAUGAAAAAUCCGCUAGAUCUGUCGCUCGUCCCCAAACGGACUGAAGAAGUGCCUUUGACGGGGUGAAUGGACCUCGUCUAGUUUUCUAUUUAUGUGUACAUAGCUAGUAUAAACUUUUGUAUUUUAAAAUACUCCGCCGUACAGUAUUUAAGAAAUCUCUACAUUCCUUCUAUCUUUCUACCUGAAUUUCCAGUAGGUUAGCUUAAUGUAGAUAGUAGUAAAAUUUUUAAUAUUAAUGGAUGGAAGUCAUGACAUAGUAGUAAAUAUGGAAGACCAAGUGGGUCGUAAACCGAUGGCGGCAAGCGAUCACACACUUCCUGUUUGGAAGCACUAAUGCGCUUCGGUGCGCGCUACGUCCGAAUAUUUUAAUACGCAUAAGGCUUUAGAGCUUACGUGCCGGUAUCCGUGCAACCAUCGGUUACCGCCUUUUUCCGUUAAUGAAUACUUGGUUGAGUGCCACGAGUAAGAAUGUGCCAGUUUUAUUAUUACCAAUAUUAGUUAAUUAUCUAAUGGGAUCAAAGGCCAGUUGAAACGACGCUCAAAAUUUAAUGUACAAAUAGAUGAGUCUUGUAUAAUAGAAUUGUUUAAAAUGUGUUUUUUUUUUCUAUUUAUUUUUAUAGCUGAUAGGCCAGUUUGUAUUGAGUCAUUUUUUAUGAAACUUUAGUACUUAAUAGGUUUAUAUAUAUUUUUUGUAUAAUUUAUGAGUGUAGUAUAAUUUUUAACGAUGCCUGUGUGUUUCUAUUAUUGUUGUUUGUUUCAUUUUGUUGGAGAUUUUUAUACAUUUACAUUCCAUGGGGUUUUCUCAUAUCGGUUGUAACGAUAGCCUAAUUAUUACAUGUAUAAUUUGUAGUGCUAUUCUACCAUAUUUUCCGUCUACUUUCUCAAAAUGCUCAAUCUUUUACAACUCAAUCUUAAUUAAUGUUGUUACGAAUAUUUGCUAACUAUAUUUUUGAAAGCGGAAUGUCAUUUUUUUAAUAUCACGAUACUAUGAAAUUCUUUAAAUAUAGAAUAUAAAGAAUAUAUAAAAAAAAAAACUGACAUAUACUGCCAACAUUUUUGUGAAAUAAAAAAGGAUAGCAAACGAAAUAUAAAACAUCGAUUCAGUGUUUAUGUGAGCAAAUGUACUAUGACAAACAUUUGACAUAUAGUUAUUAGAAUUUAAAAUUGAAGUACAACUUUGUGACUUACUCUUGUUAUGGCCGAAUAUUUUUUUUACAUGUAACUGUUUUGAAUAAAUGACGUUCUUUGACAAUCUUAGACUGAGAUCAAUACAAUAUAUUUUCAUUUAAUUUAAUACCGACCCAAAAAUAGUUUGGAUAUAUUAUGAAUUCUUCCCUUUUUUUAGAGAAGGAUAAUUCUUAGCAACCUUUAAUAGAUGUUGACAGGCUAAUUCAAUUUGGUGAUGGUUCUCAGUUCUAGAAAUGUCAAAUUAUUAUACUAACGCAAAUAAGCUGGUAACUAAAAUAAAUCAAUAUUACAGAAAUGAAAAUAGAGGUUAUGUAAAAUUUACUCUUUAGGCAACACUUUAAUGUUCAACACGUUGACAAUAUUGCUAAGUCUUUAGUUGUUAGAUUAUAUCAAUACCUAAUUACAAUGAAAAAGAUGUUGCUGAACAUGUUGCGACAGGAUCCUGAUUAGAAUACAUUAUUGGAUUUAUGGAAUAUUUUUUAUCGAACGUUUUAAUAAGGGUCAGUUCAUACUUUAAGAGUAAGUCCGCGUACUGACUAAGUUAACAAAUAAAUAAUUGUUGUUGCAGUGUGAUACGAUAUUUUUAUGGUGUUUAUACAUUUUUUUUUUUAUGUUUUAUAAGUAAAUCUUAAUAUAUUUGAAAGAGAAUAAAAACGUGAGUGCCUUUUUA